UUACGAUGUUCAGAUCGCAGCCUAGUCCGCGGAAGGUAUAAAUUAUAGCGGUUUACCAUCAGGGGUGUAGGUUCGGCCGGAGCCACUGUUCCCAAUGCUCAUGAGUACCGACUUUGUUGGGCUGACCAAGAAGCGGACUUCUGCAAACCCCAUGGAGAGGCGGUUGUGGUUUUUCUGAAGUAGACUGCAGUCCUCGGAAGUGUCAAUAACUCUCCAUAUGUUCUGGUCGUCUUCAGAGUAGGCAAGCAGCAACCAACGCAGCUGUAGUUGAUCGUUGUUGUGGAUCAGGACCAAGGUAGGCCCCUACACUCUACCUUGGGCUUGAAAGCUAUUCCUGCAAAAUGGUCUCGGAAGAGAAACGCCAAUUCAAGGAGAUAUGCAGUCGCUUAGGUGUUGGUUCCGACAAACCGGAGGCGAGUAGACAUCGGUUAGGUCCCUCUCAAACUUUACGCUCUCUGUGGGAAAUGACCGGACAACCUGUCGAUCCACAGACCUACCAUAUGAGUACCUACCAGGAUCAAACUUUUGCGCUCCGAGCCAACGAAUCCUCAGCCCAGGGCUGUAGCGGUAAAAAACGCUCACGAUCUGACACGACGUCAAGCUCCGACGACGGAUUACUCCCUUCAGCUCCCACAGGUCAAAAAUCAGCCGCUCCCAGUCUCUCAUUAAAAGAUCUGUUCUGCCUCAUGAGCACUCUGAACAUCUGUUUCGGGCCCGAGUACGAUUUUCUCUCCGCCAGGAGUGAUGAGUUCUGUUUAGAACCAGAGCUUUGGCUGAUCAAACAUUACAUUUCGCAAUUCUGUUCCAUUUAUGUGGACAAAUACGAGGAGUUUGCCCCACAGCUGUGGAAGACGAUUGAAGAAGAGGUUGCGUCGAGUCAGUGCGUGAUAUACAGCUACCGCCCCGAUCACCUGUCUGAUCCAUACAGCUCCGGGUGUUUGGCCUCCUUCAAUUACUUCUUCCAUAACAGAUUUCUCCGUCGUGUGCUAUUUUUCUCGCUACGUGUGUUGAAUGACAUUCUUUCCCCAGAAGAUUAUAUUGACGAUGUUACGCAGGAUUUAUUUUAGCGCGAACUAUGCUUAGCUUCUUUAUUCUCUUUUCCCGAGUUGGAUGCACAGUUUCACUUUUCUAGUCACUGCGGUUACUCUUUUUAUAUCCCUUAAUACCUCCCCACACACAAGCUUUUGCUUGUCAGAUGACAAUCAUGAGUUGCUUUUAUCUCUGAUCUCUCUUUUGCUCACAAAUCAGGGGGCGCUGUUAAUGGCCACUCCUUUCAGGUAUCUUACUGUACAUAUCUUCCCCCCCCCCCACUAUGUUUACUCCCAAUGACGUAUAGCUCCUCUAUUCAUUUUAUUCACUUGGACAUAUUGCUGUACAUAAGGUCAUCCACUCAUUAUCCCACGUAUUUCACUUUUACAGUUUAUUCUCAUUAAUAUUAUUUGCCACUUUACCAAAGCUCAUCGUUAUACAGUUUCUGCUGCAUACU
Dicrocoelium dendriticum is the source of this 1486-nucleotide messenger RNA. NCBI's taxonomy places the organism in Eukaryota, Metazoa, Platyhelminthes, Trematoda, Plagiorchiida, Dicrocoeliidae. The record is from the annotation of a GenBank genome assembly.